AAUAUCCGUGGCUGAGGAUGACUAGUAAAACAAACCGCACAAUGAAUGCAUGAACAGUAGGGUCUAACAGGAAAUAUUGUGUCCAGAGUUUUUAUUUUAGUCUGAAACGUUUUAACUAACUGGAUCUGAAUAUAGUAAGACUAGAGAAGGAGCUGUAACUACGUGUGGGCGAGUUUGUUGUUGCUGUUAGGAUGUCUCUGCUCUUUCAUUUGUUGUGGUGGUCUCUGGCAAGGUUGGGAUUGGAAAGUGCGUCUACUGGUCUAGGACAGGUAGUAAUGUGGUGAUGUGCUGUAGAUCAUUCAUUCCUUGAGUUGAGACUGCCUCUAGGGAGCACUGAGAGUAUGCGAGGCACUGUACCAGUGAGACAGUGACUCAGUCUAGGCUGAGCUCUUGUGGUGCUUCUCCGUGGUCUGACCUCGGUUCCACAGCGUGCGCCAGUCACAGAGGAGCUCAACUUGAGAUCCUGAAGAGCCUCCUGUGUUUCAGUGAGUAUUGUGACAGCAGCAGGAGUAGUGCAUUGAAAUCAGCUCCCGCAAAGGGACUCGGCGAGCUCAAACAGGACGGUAAAAUCCACACAAUAGUCAUCUCUGAAAGCCUGCUGUCUUUAGACGUCGUUCCUCUUUUGAAGUGGGCCAUGAGGGCAGAAUGUUUGACGCUGGUUGCCUUAUUGGCGCUGGAAUAUGUGUGUCGGAAUGAAGCCAUGUCCACCUGUAAGUCACUGGACUUGGAGCUGGUGAAGAGGAAACGUAUUGAGGCCAUCCGUGGACAGAUACUGAGCAAGCUGCGGCUGCCCAAGGAGCCAGAGAUUGACCAGGAGGGAGACUCUGAGGAGGUCCCAACCUCCCUGAUGUCCAUCUACAACAUCACAGUGGAGCUGAGUGAGGAGCAGGUGCAGACGUACAUACCGCCCACUCGGGAUGCAGAAGAGGAGGCAUACUUUGCAAAGGAGGUCCACAAGUUCAACAUGAAACAAAGUGAGAACACCAGUAAGUACCAAAUGCUCUUCAACAUGUCUGAGAUGCGGUCUGUAUUGGGGACAGAUCGACUGCUCUCUCAAGCUGAGCUCCGUCUCCUCAUCAAAAAUCGUGGCAUGCACGACAGCAGUGAGCAGAGGCUGGAACUCUACAGGGGCACUGGAGAUAAGGCACGUUACAUGAAGUCCCAUUUUGUCUCAAAGGAAUGGGCCAAUCGCUGGGUCUCCUUUGAUGUUACACAGACUCUGAGGGAGUGGCUGAAAGGGGCUGGAGAGGAGCAAGGAUUCCAAUUGAAGUUGCCUUGUGAAUGUGGGAAAGCAAUGGAAGAAUUCCUCUUUGAAAUAUCAGGGAUGAACAAGCCAAGGGGAGAUAAAGAAACUCUCUUCAUGAACAUGCCAAAGCCUCACAUUUUACUGAUGUCACUUCCUGUGGAACGCCACAGCCAGCUUAGCUCUCGGAAGAAACGACAAAGCACUACUGAAGAGAUCUGCUCAGACAAAUCGGAGAGUUGCUGUGUGCGAAAGCUUUACAUUGACUUCCGUAAGGACCUGGGCUGGAAAUGGAUCCAUGAACCCACUGGCUACUUUGCUAACUACUGCAUUGGCCCAUGCACCUAUAUAUGGAACACAGAGAACAAGUACUCCCAGGUACUGGCUCUGUAUAAGCACCACAAUCCUGGAGCCUCUGCCCAACCUUGCUGUGUUCCACAGGUCUUGGAGCCCCUACCCAUUCUCUACUAUGUGGGUAGACAACACAAGGUGGAGCAGUUGUCCAAUAUGAUUGUUAAGUCCUGCAAGUGUAGCUAGAAUUACAUAUAUAUCCAUUUUCUUAUUCAUCGUAUUUCCUUGUACUCAUGGAGUCCUAGCGAAAAUCUGGAUGUAGUCCAGACAUCAUUUCCGAAUGUUAAUAAUAUUAUUUGACAUAUUUCCCAGCCGAGGAUUUCCCUAUUCAAUGAUUAGUGGAUGUUUUUUUAUUUACAUUUUUUAUUUACAUAGUGGUUUAUGGAGUUUUUUAAUAGUUAUUUAGAUUUGCCAAUGUCCUGGGUGUGUCAAUAGACUCGUCUUAUUGUCAUUGUGUUUCAGUAUUUACAGUGUAUUCAAAGUAUUCAGACCCCUUCUCUUUUUCCACAUGUUGUUACGUUACAGCCUUAUUCUGAAAUGGAUUAAAUAAAAUAAAAAUCCUCAUCAAUCUACACCUGUAAAAAAGGUUGUCCCCCUCCUCUCCUCUCUACCUAACUUCCCCUUCACAGUCCCUUCAGUUUCCCUUAAGUCCCUUUACUUUGGCUGCUCAGCCUACCUAAGUUAUUCAUCCCUCACCCAACAUAGCCCUGCCAUUCCCAAACAAACAGAGUGCUUGGAAAGGGGCAUCUGGACACUGCACCCACCCGCUCAGGUCAGAGCAUUAUUGCUGUCUGAAUGGAGAAGACUCUGAUGUGUCUGAGGACUUUUUUAUUGUCGACAGUAACAUGAAAGUCUGACUGUUGUGUGUGCGCGUCGAAAAUAACCACAACAAUAAGAAUCCAAAUAAUUUGGAUUACCAAAAAUAUCAUAGUCAAUGGAAACGUGUGUGUGUGUGUGUGUGUGUGUGUGUGUGUGUGUGUGUGUGUGUGUGUGUGUGUGUGUGUGUGUGUGUGUGUGUGUGUGUGUGUGUGUGUGUGUGUGUGUGUGUGUGUGUGUGUGUGUGUGUGUGUGUGUGUGUGUGUGUGUGUGUGUGUGUGUGUGUGUGUGUGUGUGUGUGUGUUGACUAUCAAGAGUACAGUGAUGGGCCUCAACAUCAUGUUCUAACCGGACAGCACUAUAGUGGGCAGAACCAAACCAAUCAGUUCUAAGUAUAUAGCAGGUGAGGGCAUUCACAGCCGACCGCUUAGACGGGUGAGGGCAUACCAGCCAACCGUUUUUAUGUGGUCCUUCUAGCCGGAUUUAGUGACCAACUGUAUUUUUACAUGGUCCGUCAUUUGUCCAGAUUAGUUUUUACAAUACCACAAUGACAAAGCGAAAACCUGUGAUUGUGUCGAGGCACAGAUCUGGGGAAGGGUACCAAAACAUUUCUGCAGCAUUGAAGAUCCCCAAGAACACAGUGGCCUCCA
Molecule: messenger RNA, 3060 nt
Organism: Oncorhynchus tshawytscha (Chinook salmon)
Lineage: Eukaryota; Metazoa; Chordata; Actinopteri; Salmoniformes; Salmonidae
Product: transforming growth factor beta-1 proprotein
Exons: 8
Coding region: 635-1780 (381 amino acids)
Biological process (GO): transforming growth factor beta receptor signaling pathway; regulation of cell population proliferation; SMAD protein signal transduction
Cellular component (GO): extracellular region
Molecular function (GO): type II transforming growth factor beta receptor binding; growth factor activity; type III transforming growth factor beta receptor binding
Source: RefSeq, a predicted model, not a curated record